AUGCCUCGUAUUGAUUGGAUAAGCGAGUUGCCUGAAGAGCUGCUCUUGAGAAUACUGUCUUUACUCCCUGCGAGAGAUGUUGUGGCCACAAUGGUUUUGUCCAAGCGGUGGCAGUUUGUAUGGAUGCAUGUGCCAAGACUCGUAUACGACGAUACCUAUCAGGGUAUUGAGCAUGAAAGUUUUUCGCGGUUUGUAGAGAGAUCCUUGCUUUUGCACGAGGCUCCAGUUCUAGAGCUUCUGCAUUUCAAGCUUCGUAAAAGUUCCAAUGUUGUGGAUAUUGGAUUAUGGACUAGGAGUUUAAGUAGACGCCAUGUGAGUAAGCUGGUUAUCGAGGUUGACAGUUCUUCUUGUACGGCUCCAGCCAUCCUUCCGAGGAGUUUGUACACGGCGUGUGGAAUGCUUGUGACUUUGAAGCUAAACAACGCGGUUCUUGUUGAUUUUGAUUCUUCCUCGUUUUCUUUCCCAUCCCUCAAAUCUUUAAGCCUUGUAUCCGUGGAGUACCCAAACCAGGAGUUCGUCGACAGUCUUUUAUCCCGUUGUCAUGUUCUUGAAGAUCUGGAUGUGGAAUAAUGUCUAGAUGACAACGUGGCUACUGUUUUCAACGUCAGAGUGACUUCCCUAAAGAGAUUACUCUUGGAUAAAUCAGAAACGAGAGAUACAUCUGGUGAAGAUGUGUAUGUGAUAGAUGCUCCUUCUUUGGAAUACUUGGGUAUUUAUGAUCAUUGGGGUGGAUCUUGCGUCAUUGAGAAUAAUAUGCCUAGCAUUGUUGAGGCAACUCUUUACGUCAGUUAUGAGCAUCCUGUGAACAUUCUUGGUUGUAUUACCUCAGUCAAACGUCUCGAUCUAUGUUUAUCAACCUCAAAGCAUUUGUAUCCUGUUAGUACUGUCUUCCACCGUCUUGUGCAUCUAGAGCUAUGCACAUGUGAGAAGGCAUGGUUAAAAGUACUUAUGCGUAUGCUAAGAGUUUCACCUAAUUUACAAUCUCUCAAACUCCAACAGGAACCAGAGAAAGAGCUUGUAGCAUUCAUCUUAAGAAAUGCAAAAUGUUUAGGGAAUGUAACUAUAAGCCUUGAAUCCACUAAACGGAACAAGAAGAAACUUGAGAUGAUCAAGGAGUUGUCAUUUCUGUCAAGGUGUUCAAGUACCUGUCAUCUUAUAUUUGAUGAAGUUGCUGCUGAGUGUGAUUCGGAGAGUUGA
Molecule: messenger RNA, 1197 nt
Organism: Thlaspi arvense
Lineage: Eukaryota; Viridiplantae; Streptophyta; Magnoliopsida; Brassicales; Brassicaceae
Source: the annotation of a GenBank genome assembly